Messenger RNA from Chlamydomonas reinhardtii, 1817 nucleotides. RefSeq lists its product as uncharacterized. Bases 48 to 1211 code for a protein of 387 amino acids. NCBI's taxonomy places the organism in Eukaryota, Viridiplantae, Chlorophyta, Chlorophyceae, Chlamydomonadales, Chlamydomonadaceae. Gene Ontology annotation, cellular component: cytosol. Gene Ontology annotation, molecular function: thioredoxin peroxidase activity. The record is from RefSeq and is a predicted model, not a curated record. Gene Ontology annotation, biological process: hydrogen peroxide catabolic process; response to oxidative stress; cell redox homeostasis. The transcript has 14 exons.
CACCUAAAGGACUGCUCCUUCACUCGGCAAGAACCUCUUACGGCAGAAUGUCCCGCCACCUGCGACGCGCGAGCACGCUGCUCGCCCGCCUAGCAGCACAUGGCGCCAACAAAGAGCCGCUGGUGGCAAGCAUGGCCGGUCGCGCGCUGGCGCAGAGCGUCGUGCAGAUGCCGAUGUGGCAGAUUGUGCAGCCCCGCGGAUUCGCGUCCAGCUCUAGCUCGGACGACGAAUUCUUUGAGGAGGAUCAGAUGCCAAUUAUCUACCCGCCUUCUCAGGUCCGUGUGGGCGAGCGGGCCCCGAACUUCAGUGCCCCCGCUGUGGUGGAUGGUGAGAUCACCAAGAUCAGCCUGUCUGACUACAAGGGCAAGUACGUGUGCCUAUUCUUCUACCCCAAGGACUUCACGUUCGUGUGCCCCACUGAGAUCAUUGCCUUCUCGGACCGGGCCAAAGAGUUUGCGGCUGCCAACUGCCAGCUGAUCGCUGCGUCCACGGACACGGAGGAGACGCACCUGGCCUGGAUCCGCACCCCCCGCAACCGCGGCGGCCUGGGCUACAUGCAGAUCCCCAUCCUGGCCGACACCACCAAGGACAUCUCCGCCAGGUAUGGCGUGCUGAUCGAGAAGCUGGGCGUCGCCCUGCGCGGCUUGUUCAUCAUCAACCCGCAGGGUGUGGUGCAGCACGUGACCAUCAACGACCUGCCCAUCGGACGCUCGGUGGAUGAGGCGCUGCGCACCCUGCAGGCCAUCCAGUACCAUGCCGAGCACGGCGAGGUGUGCCCUGCCAACUGGAAGCCGGGCAGCAAGACCAUGGUGGCUGACGCGGAGAAGAGCCUCGAGUACUUCUCAGAGGUCAAGGAGGCUGACGACGCGGGCGCCUUUGGCUCCAAGCUGCACGCCAUCGCCAGCCGGGCCGAGUACGACAAGCUCACGCGGGAGAGCCAGGGGCUGGUGGUGGUGGACUUCUACGCGCCGUGGUGCGGCAAGUGCCGCCAGAUCGGCCCCUUCCUGGACACCCUGGUGGACAAGUACCCGGGCGUGACGUUUGCCAAGUUCGACACCACGGCGCCGGAGCUGGAGGUGGCUGCGGGCGAGCUGGGCAUCAAGGCGCUGCCGGCCUUCCGCUUCUUCAAGGGCGGCAAGGAAGUGGGCAGUCCCGUCACCGGCUACAAGAAGAAGCCGCUGGAGGACGCCGUGGCUGAGCUGGCCAAGUAGAAAGAGGGGGGGCGGACCUGGGCUGGCAGCUGGCCAAGUGGAGACCUGAUUGGCCAGGUCGUAGGGGCGGCAGCGGUGGAGCAAGGAGAUGAGAAGAGGGAGGGAGGAGGUGAGGAGUACAGGAGGAGGAGGCAGGAGCCAUGGGGUAGAGGCUUUGGAGCGGGCGGUUGUGGGAGCUGCCAGGCAACUGGAGGUAUGGGGGUUAGAGUGGAGGUUGGAGGUCCAACGGUACGACAGUGGGCAGAAGGGCAGCCCAUACGUCUGACGGAAUUGCUUUGCUUUGCUCGUUGCGUGUUGAUGUCAAAAGGGGAGGGUUGAUGUUUAUAGGACAUGACGUGUGUCGUAGUCUGUUCCGGCUGGGGAUCCAAUCCUGGAGUUGUUCGUUGGAAAGAUUCACCUGCAAAACGUUUGACUGCCAGUCUUAACGGCUUGGGUGUCUGGUUGCAUCAGUGCAUUUGGUGGCCUUCGUGUGCGCCUCAGUGCUCAAGAUACGGCCUUUGAACAAUCCGUGCAGGGGGAGGGCACGGGGGGAGGGGGACAGGGGGUACGACCCCAUGAGCCGAGGCCCAACCCUGAACUUUUUGGGCCCAUCAAUUUGCAAUGAUU